AGAACAACCAAAACAAACACAGCGCGCAUUGUGUGGAGAAGGAGUGUGCUGCGUGUGUGUGUUCCAGGCUGGACAACACGUGAGGUUGUGUGACACAGCAUCACACCACCAUCGCAGCUGUCACACCACCAUCACACCAUCGCAUCAUCGCAUCAGCGCAUCAUCGCAUCACUGGUAGCACGGAUACCGCACAGGGCGAGAUGGGGGAGCCAAAGGGGUGGCUGCUGAAGGAAGGGCCAGCCUUGGCGUGGCUGUUGGGACGGCAGUGGUUGCGGCGCUACUUUACGAUUGACGCCACAUCCAAUGCCAUUGUCUACUACACUGAACCGGACGCACCCAGCCCGCGAGGCACAAUCCAACUGGCUGGCGCAGAGUUGAUUGACACAAAGACGUGCUUGGAGCUCAAGGGCAAGGACUUUUGCUUCGGCAUCCGCACGAGCGAGGGCCGCACCUUCUUCCUCAUCGCCGAUGACGCCGGCAUUGCUCGCAAGUGGGUCACCGCCAUCACCCAGGUGAUCGCCAACGCAAGGAGGAAGCAGGCCGCGUCCACCCGCCGCUCGGCCGAUCGACGUGACGAGAACCUGUCUACGGACCAAGGCGGAUCAGCAGCCCUCGAUCACACUUCACCAACAGCACCCUCAUACUCAUCAUCGUCAUCAUCAUCAACCAUGGCCAAGACUGCAAACGCAGAGAAGAAGCGAUUCCCGCGAAAGGCGCUGGAAGAGCUUGAUCUGCACCCUGCCACGCAGUCGCACACAUCCGCGUUCAUUAAGUUCAGGCGGCAGCGGCCCGCCAAGCUGAGUAGCGCUGACAACGAGCUGGAACGCCUCAAGAACCGCGUCUUCAAGCUCCUGUACAACGACCGCUCCGCGUUCUCAUCCAAAGAUGCGUUUGAGAAGAGCAUUGUAACGUGGGACACGGGCUCAGCAUGCAAGAUCUGCAACGCUGGCUAUUCCUUCACAAAGUCAAAGACCCACUGCCGCCUCUGCGGCGCAACCGUGUGCGACAGCGACGGGUGCUCCAACAUGCUCAACCUGAUUGAGAUGGGCCGGCUGACAGGCGUAAUGCGCAGCCAGCCCCCGCUUGCCUCCGACCGGGAGGCCGUUGUUCCCGUCUGCGUCACGUGCGAAUCGCGCGUCAAGCAGGCCGGCAGGGGCGCCGCCAUCGCAAAGGCCGGGCGCGGUGCCACGCAGCUGCAGACAUACUACGAGCAGGCCUGUCGCCUCCGCGCAAAGAUCUACACGGACGUCGAGAAGUUUGAGGGCACCAUCCAGCGCAUCCUUGCGGGAAACACAGCGCCGGCGCUCAAACAGGAGGCCGAGCGGUUACAGCGCUCCAUCCAGUCCGCAAUCGCCGACCUCGCCGACAUUGCCUCCAAGAUUGACCGCCUUCCUGUUCAGGAUAAGAAAUCGCAACGCCUCCAAUUCCAGAGCGGCGUCGCUAAGUCGUUUACGCUGUGGGGGAAGGAGACCAAGUGGAGGGUCGCGUCAUUGGCAGAUGCAAUUGCAAGAUAGGCCUUGCUGUGUUCGUGUCCGUCUGUCUGUGUCUGUAUAUGUCACCAUCUCUGGCUCAGUCCUGUUUGUAUCGCUGCGUCAAUUCUGUGGAGCAUGCGUGGAUGCGCUCGGUGUGACAGUUCAAUUGCUAAAUACAUCAGGUGCAACCAA
Messenger RNA from Salpingoeca rosetta, 1664 nucleotides. RefSeq lists its product as uncharacterized. The transcript is spliced from 8 exons. Gene Ontology annotation, molecular function: metal ion binding. The record is from RefSeq and is a predicted model, not a curated record. Gene Ontology annotation, cellular component: membrane. Bases 201 to 1514 code for a protein of 437 amino acids. Gene Ontology annotation, biological process: regulation of cell differentiation. NCBI's taxonomy places the organism in Eukaryota, Choanoflagellata, Craspedida, Salpingoecidae.